This is a messenger RNA of Funneliformis caledonium, 165 nucleotides long. The record is from the annotation of a GenBank genome assembly. Lineage: Eukaryota; Fungi; Glomeromycota; Glomeromycetes; Glomerales; Glomeraceae.
GAAUCAGCAAAUAUUCGUGGAGUACCUGCUUUUAAAUGGAAUAAUAAUAGUACACAAUUGAUUGUUUCCAAUUAUGGAUCUACUGUUGAGAUGAUGAAACCCAACAAUACAAAACAAAAACCUCCCCCAAAUCUGCAUAAUUCUGAGAAUAAAUAUACAAUAUAA